AAGUGCAACAUCUUUGAAAUUAUUUGAUACAAAAGAGACAUUUCAUCUUCCUGUUUCAUUAACAUUAGCAUUGAGUUACAUAGUCACUCUAUCGUAACUUCGAACAUGGAUUCAGGUUUAGAUGCAUAUAAUAAAUGUCUGGAAAUUAAGACCUGGUUAGUAUAUACAUACGGUCUUCUUGAUUCCGCUCCUGAAUGCAACCACAGCCACCUGUCCAUCAGUCAACAAGAGAUAGAUUUUCAAGCAAAACUAUGUGAUUUAGUAUAUCAAUAUGAUGUAAAACAGAGAAGAUAUGGCAAGCCUAUGUUGUGGAUCGGGAUCUACAUAGCUGUAGCAUCAUUAUUUUGUGUCCUUGCCAUGGCUGCCGAUUUGUUUCAUGGUUUCCAAAACAAAAAACUCUGGUUUCCAUCCAAAUACUUCACGCUAAACGCUGCUUCUAUCAUGGUGAUUACUGCUGCAAUGAAGCUCCCUGUAGAUUUAAAUGAUCCCAUGUCACGCUGGAUGGAUGCAUUUGGAAAGUUGGUAAGCAUGCCCUUCAUGACGACUAUGAUGGCUAAUUUAUUGCCUGCUCUAGCAUCUAUGGACAACAAGGAACUUUUUGAAAAUGUCAUAGGUUUGCUUAUUCUUGUCAUUACCAUCGUUGUCAAUGUUUCAAUCCAAAUUCACACUGGUGUAGUUCAAAAUUAUUACAUCACAUACAUAUACAUUGGUGCAAUGCUAUAUUUACUCAUAGUAUUGACAUCUGUAGCUUUAACAGCACCAGUGUCAAAACAAAUAUUGGAAAACAAGUAUCAGGCUGCUCAUAAGUUGGUGUCAAAAGAUAUGCAUACAAGAAUGCCUACAGUGGAGGAACUAAUACAAUGUGUGAGAAGAUAUUCUAUCAUGGCGGGAACGUCUAGCCCACAGUUUGUCGUGGCUACUACUCCAUUAUGCUCUGCUGCUGGUAUAAUUUGCAUUUUUAGUACAAUCAUAUAUUUUUAUGAUGUGCUAACUUUCUUCAUCUACAGCAUUAGAGACUACGAAAUCUUGGGAGAACACAAUUAUUUUAAGCUAUUUUUAGACUAUGAUUCAGAUUAUAAGUGGUCAGUGGUUGGGAUUUUCUUGAUACAGUCUGUUGGAAUUGUAGUGGGUACAAUACACUCAUUAUUUAGAUGUUUUGCACCUUUAAGCUUCAAAUUGUCCCUCAAGUGGUGUAAAAAACAUACUAAGAUCUUUAAAGUAGAGAAGUAUUGGCUCCAAAAGUUGUUUGAAUGGAAAGAGAUCCAUUUAGUUUUACCAAUAGGCAGUCACACAUUAAAAGCUCUUGUCCACAAUUUAAAUCACUUCAUAAUACAUGUCUGCAUUGGAUUUCAGAUGGUAAUUGUUGUAUCAUGCAAAACAAUAGCACUCAUUCCAAUCGGCAUUGUAAUUAUUGGUGUGUAUUGUGUACAUUGCUGGAUGCUACUUAUGGCAAUGUUCUUUGCUAUGCCCAUGGUUUCAAAUCGUGACAUUAUACACGAUCUUGGCCCAAAUGAUACAGAGGAAGAUAUUGAGAACUAUGUUUUGCGACUUGAGAACGAGAUGGAGCUUGGUAAAAGAACACUCAAAAGCAUAUCAAAGUCAGUGGACACUUUGAUCCAGAAGGCCGAGAAGAAACCGCCCAAAAAUCUUCUGAAACUUGUUGAGAGAUCUACAAGAUUUGAAGGUGUGUUGAGCUUUGAUAGCGAUGAAGUUCAACCACUACUAUCUGUUAAGUUUCCCAACAGUUGGAGCUUACCGAUAGUAACUUUAACGUGUGUUACCAGAACUCUUCCAAAUAUCUGUACGGAUACUGUUGAUAGCUUGUUCAAUAGUGUUUGUGAAGGUCUAUUCUAUACUUUUUUGGUUGAUGAAAGCCUUAACAAUAACGGUGAGGCUAAAAAUAUUCAUAUAGCAACAAGGAUCUUGUGGCAUGAGGUAGAAGUCACUCACAAAUGGUUGGGGAACCCACUCCAAAGAAUUGAUUUUAGAGAAAAAUCGCCAAGAGAGAUUCUUAAAUGGUAUUCUGAUAAAGCAGAAGAAGUUAUCAACAAAAGCGACACUGAUGAUACGUUGGAGAACUCUCAAAACCAGUUGAUUGCUGCCAAUUCAAUGUACCGUAUCUCACAAACAAUCAUGCGUAAAUACCCUGGCAGCGAGCAUAUCAGUGAAGAGCAAUUGUUUGCUCUUUUAUCUGACAUGAUUGGGAGCAUAGUGGUUGCUUGCCUCACCAACUUACCACGAGUCAUAGCAAUGAAAUGCCAUGGAAGCACAAUAGAAGAACGAGAGGCUAGUGUUCGAGCUGCAGCAAAGAUUCUUGGUAGUACUAGGAUGAUAAUCGAAAGACUUCAAGCGCGUGAACUACCUAGCUUGGCACCAGAUCAAAUGGCAUGUAUUGAUGAGUGGCGUGCUUAUUUGAAACAAUCAAUCCCUUAGAAUUGUUGUUUUCCUUUGGUUGUCAAGGAAGAUUUCAGCUGCCACGUGAACUAGCUACCUCGCUCCUUGUAUAAUAUAUUAAUAAGUAAAUAUGCUUCUUCAAGUGUGGUUCCAUCAUACUGCGUGCAUCUUAGUGAUGGUUUUCCAUCGAAAUGAAAGACAAUGUGCCGUAUUAGUUUAUUUGUAUUUUCUAGUAUUAUGUAUCAUACUUCCAAAGUUAUUAAUGUCGUAUGGAAUGUGAAAAUAUUUUAUGUCAAUAUAUGUUUUCUUUU
Messenger RNA from Helianthus annuus (common sunflower), 2705 nucleotides. RefSeq lists its product as uncharacterized. NCBI's taxonomy places the organism in Eukaryota, Viridiplantae, Streptophyta, Magnoliopsida, Asterales, Asteraceae. Bases 106 to 2433 code for a protein of 775 amino acids. The record is from RefSeq and is a predicted model, not a curated record. The transcript has 2 exons.